GAAAGCAGAAAAUAAAGUCACUCAGAAGCUCGUCCGAGUGAUAGAGCCACAGGAAGUGUCACACAGACACUUUACAGAAGGACAGAAGAAUAACACACUCCUGUUAUCUCACCGUCCGUCUGCUGCCCUCAUCACCAGAGUGAAGGUUCAUACUCCUGUGGCAGGUUCAAGACUAAGAAGUGAAAAUGGGAUGUUUUGGAUUCCUCAAAGUCAUGAUGUUCGUGUUCAACGGCAUCAUCUGUCUGGCGGGCGCUGCCAUCCUGGGCGUCGGGAUCUGGGUGAAGGUGGACAGCGGCUCCAUCCUCGGCUUCCUCGGGCAAAUAGAAAACGCCCCGGCGGGGCUCAGUCAGGUGGUCAACGUGGGCUACCUGCUGAUCGCAAUAGGGGCGCUGCUGCUCAUCAUCGGAUUUCUGGGCUGCUGCGGAGCCGUGAAAGAGAGCAAGUGCAUGCUGCUGCUGUUCUUCAUCAUCAUCCUGCUGGUCUUCAUUGCGGAGGUUGCAGGGGCAGUGGUCAUCUUGGUAUUCAGACCCUUGGCCGAUGAGCUGCUCCAGAAGCUCCGCACAGCGGCGGUUCAGGACAUCAAGAAAGACUAUGGGAAGAAUCCAGACGUCACGGGACUGUGGAAUACGACGAUGACCACGUUACAAUGUUGUGGAUUUCAAAACUCCUCCGACUUUGUGGAUUCGCCGUAUUAUAAGGAUCAGAACAACCAGUUCCCACCUCAGUGUUGCUCUGACAAAAGCGCCCCC
Paralichthys olivaceus (Japanese flounder) is the source of this 749-nucleotide messenger RNA. The record is from RefSeq and is a predicted model, not a curated record. Lineage: Eukaryota; Metazoa; Chordata; Actinopteri; Pleuronectiformes; Paralichthyidae.